GUUCUGGGCAUCGCGCCACGGGCAUCGCACAAUCCCCAUCGAAAUGGGCUUCGCUGAGGAUGACGCGCAGAGUCGUGAGUUGCAGCAGUCAACAGCCUCAGAAGGAAGCUUCAUCAUGAACGACUUCGUGAUGAAGUAUCUGCUACCCUCCAAUGAAUCCAGCCAACGUAAGCUGGAGGACUGGCCCAGCGAGGCCAUUGAUGCGUGGUCCGUGUCUGAGGUGGCUUACAUGGCACAGCAUCAACUACUGAUGCAGAUCCCGGAGCUCCGGUCUGACAUUGCGAUACCACACUUCUGUUCCCUGGGCAAGCUUCAGACGGUCAAUGUGUGGAUCGGAACUGCUGGUACAGUCACCGCACUCCACUACGACCUCGACGACAAUUUCCUGGUUCAAGUAGCUGGCUUUAA
Molecule: messenger RNA, 408 nt
Organism: Symbiodinium pilosum
Lineage: Eukaryota; Dinophyceae; Suessiales; Symbiodiniaceae
Source: the annotation of a GenBank genome assembly